This is a messenger RNA of Chanos chanos (milkfish), 555 nucleotides long. Its product is annotated as apolipoprotein D-like. Bases 1 to 555 code for a protein of 184 amino acids. Gene Ontology annotation, biological process: brain development; lipid metabolic process; tissue regeneration. Gene Ontology annotation, molecular function: lipid binding. The record is from RefSeq and is a predicted model, not a curated record. NCBI's taxonomy places the organism in Eukaryota, Metazoa, Chordata, Actinopteri, Gonorynchiformes, Chanidae. The transcript has 4 exons. Gene Ontology annotation, cellular component: cytoplasm.
AUGAGGACUAUUGUUGUGUUCCGUCUGUCCAUUCUUUUGCCCAUGGUUGCAUCUCAGACAUUCCAUUGGGGCCCAUGUCCAACACCAAUGGUCCAGCCAAACUUUGACCUCAACCGGUACCUUGGAAGGUGGUAUGAAAUUGAAAAGCUCCCAGCGUCCUUUGAGAGGGGCAAAUGUAUUGAGGCCAACUAUGCCUUAAGACCAGAUCAUACAAUCAGAGUGCUCAAUCUACAGACCCUUAAAGGAAAAGUGAGGUCUGCUGAAGGAACAGCUAUUGUUCAAGACUCCAGGGAGCCAGCCAAGCUUGGAGUAAGCUUUUCCUACUUCACACCUUACAGCCCAUACUGGGUCCUGUCUACUGACUUCAACACUGUUUCACUGGUCUACUCCUGCACUGAUAUUCUGCGGCUGUUCCACGUCGACUAUGCCUGGAUCCUCUCACGCACACGCACUCUGCCUCCAGAGAUUGUUUACCAUGCCAAGGAGAUUUUUGCACGUGAAAAUAUUGAUAUCAGUAGAAUGAAAGCCACUGACCAGCAUGGAUGUGACAGUUAG